This is a messenger RNA of Rhinolophus ferrumequinum (greater horseshoe bat), 1143 nucleotides long. RefSeq names its product translationally-controlled tumor protein-like. Gene Ontology annotation, molecular function: calcium ion binding. Gene Ontology annotation, cellular component: cytoplasm. Lineage: Eukaryota; Metazoa; Chordata; Mammalia; Chiroptera; Rhinolophidae. The record is from RefSeq and is a predicted model, not a curated record.
CACUGAAUGUCUGCUGAACGAAUCUGUGCAUCUGGAGCCUUCUGGGUCCAGAAUCAAGGUUGGGCAGACAGCAGUUUUGAGCUCACACACUCCCUGCCCUCAGGAGGCUGGGGACGACCAUCUCUCUGCCCUCGCUGGCCAGAAUGCCAGAGACCUGAUAAUCAGCGCUGGAACCAUUUCCCAGGUGGGAAACACCGAGGACAGGAGUUGCCUACAGUCGCGCAGCGAGUACAGAGCCAGAGCGGGAACCCUGGUCCAGGAGACUCGCACUUUGGACUCUCCACCCAAGGCAGUAGUGAGGCGUCGGAUGGUUUCUAUGCUGGAGACAAGGAAACUGAGGUCCAGAGAGAGCAAACAAAUGCCCAGGGUCAUAAAGUUACCAUCAUGAUCACCUACCGGGACCUCAUCAGCCAUGAUGAGAUGUUCUCUGACAUCUAUCAGAUCUGGGAGAUUGCGGAUGGGCUGUGCCUGGAGCUGAAGGGGAAGAUGGUCAGUAGGACAGAAGGUGACUUUGAUGACUCGUUCAUUGGUGGAAAUGCCUCCGCUGAAGGCCCGGACGGUGAAGGUACCGAAAGCAAUGUAGUCACUGUUGAUAUUGUCAUGAAUCAUCAUGAGCAGGAAACCAGCUUCACAAAAGAAGUGUGCAAGAAGUACAUCAAAGAUUACAUGAAAUCAGUCAAAGGGAAACUUGAAGAACAGAGCCCAGAAAGAGUAAUCUUUAUGACGGGGCCUGCAGAGCAAAUCAAGCACAGCCUUGCUCAUUUCAAAAACUACCGGUUCUUUACUGGUGAAAACAUCCAUCCAGAUGGCACGGCUGCUCUGCUGGACUGCCGCGAGGACGGUGUGACCCCACAUAUGAUUUUCUUUAAGGAUAGUUUAGAAAUGGAAAUAUGUUAACACAGUUGGCCAUGGGAAUCCAUCACCCGUCACCAUCCUAACUAGCUGCUGCUUUUCAUUCACACAGCAGGACAAGGACAGAUGGGACUGGUGUUACCUUGAGCUCUUUGUUUAUUUGAUCUUGAUUUAUUUGGAGUUGAUGCAUUGUUGUUGAGAAAAACAUGUGUCACGCAGGGUACCAUGCGGGGUCUCUAGUCCCGCUCCCCACAUAAAAAUGCAGGAUAUGGUGAGGCCAAAAAGGAACAC